Messenger RNA from Macroventuria anomochaeta, 714 nucleotides. RefSeq lists its product as uncharacterized. The record is from RefSeq and is a predicted model, not a curated record. The transcript has 2 exons. Lineage: Eukaryota; Fungi; Ascomycota; Dothideomycetes; Pleosporales; Didymellaceae. The coding region runs from base 1 to 714 and encodes 237 amino acids.
AUGCCGAUAACCACCUUACUGCAGAGCUUCGACGAAGCACUGCCGGACAUCAUUAUCGUUCCAUCAAAGCCUGAAAAGGAUUGUUGGCAAACAAAAGAAUCCUCCGAGCAAGUCAAGAAAGAGAAGCCCCCGCGGAUUCUGAUCUACCAUGAUGGCGCCGGCUACCUGUCCGCGACCGAGAAGUACCUAGCAGCACACGAGUCUUUGCUGAGGGACGAAGUUGCAACGCCGCCGGAGCCGAACCGCUUCGUACGAAACGAGGCUGAUGGAGUUGCACACGCCCGCACCAACCUCUUGAAUCCACUUAUGCGGGCUGUCGACGUCAACGAGGGUCUGGUAGGCAAGUUAUUAACAGCGUCAGAGCUUGGAGUUGAGACCCUGCGCGUGGACGUUGGAGUCUUCUACACGGUCAAGGGAGAUGAAGGAAUCGUCAUGAUGGUGGAGUUCAAACGAACUGAUCUCAUCGACAAGGGAUCAUUCAAGACGAUGAAGUACCUACGGGUAAAAUCGAACGCGACGAAACAGAUCAAGCAGGCCAAGGCGUACGCCAAGCGAGCGAAGUGCCGGUGCGUUGCUCUCUGUGACUACCAGAGCCUGAUCCUGCUCCAGUUUAGCGAAGACCUGACGACAGGUGAACUCAUGAUCGUUGACGAGACGGAGACUACAUUUCGCAAAGCCCUGUUAGGCUUCCUCUUGACAGCUAUCAGACAUUGA